Zymoseptoria tritici IPO323 is the source of this 399-nucleotide messenger RNA. RefSeq lists its product as uncharacterized. NCBI's taxonomy places the organism in Eukaryota, Fungi, Ascomycota, Dothideomycetes, Mycosphaerellales, Mycosphaerellaceae. The annotation marks the transcript as partial. Gene Ontology annotation, molecular function: RNA binding. The record is from RefSeq and is a predicted model, not a curated record. The transcript has a single exon.
CAGCCCGAAAUCCAAGAGCUCUUCGAGCGCUUCGGAAAAGUGCAGACGUGCAUCGCAAACCGCGACAAGCGCCACGCAUUCGUGAAGAUGACGACUCGCGCACACGCACUCUCUGCCAAAGCCACUAUGGAGGAGAUGCAAUCCCGCAACGACAAAGACGUGAUGAAUGUCGCUCGCCAGACCAAGUGGGGCGUCGGCUUCGGUCCGCGCGAGUGCUGCGACUACGCGAGGGGUGAGAGUAUUAUUCCCAUCCACAAGCUUACCGAGGCGGACAUGAAGUGGCUACUGACUGCCGAGUAUGGUGGUACUGGCGGCAAAUCAUUGGAAGGUGGGAUGGUGCUCGAGGAGCCGGACAUUGAGAUCGGUGCGGGAGUCAGCAGCAAGGCCAUGAGUAAGCGC